Molecule: messenger RNA, 2760 nt
Organism: Thrips palmi
Lineage: Eukaryota; Metazoa; Arthropoda; Insecta; Thysanoptera; Thripidae
Product: glutathione S-transferase 1-like
Exons: 6
Coding region: 101-748 (215 amino acids)
Biological process (GO): glutathione metabolic process
Molecular function (GO): glutathione transferase activity
Source: RefSeq, a predicted model, not a curated record
GCCACCGAGGCCAUGGCGUGCCGCCCCUGCCGCUCAGUCUGCUGUCCACAGCCUGCCUGGGAGCACGCCGCCCUUCUGCGCCUGUCAAGCAAGCAACAAGAUGCCCGUGGUGACUGUGUACGGCGUCCUGCCCAGCCCGUUCUGCCGGCCUGUCCUCAUGACGGCCAAGGCCGUUGGCGUUGACGUGGAGAUGAAGACGACGAGCCCUCUCACCGGGGACACCCACAAGCCAGAGUAUCUCGAGAUGAACCCGCGGCACAACAUCCCGACCAUGGACGACGACGGCUACAUCCUGACAGAGAGUCGGGCCAUCAUGUGCUACUUGGUGGACAAGUUCGGCGAGGAUGAUGACCCUCUGUUCCCCAAGGACCCCCAGCUCCGCAACCGCAUCCUGGAGCGCAUGCUGUUCGACGUGGGCUGCCUGAGCCAGCGCUGUUAUGACUACUACAAUCGCGAAUGGAUUUUCGGCGACGGUGACUUGGACGAGUCUAAGCUGGCGCCGCUGACUGAGGCCAUGGGUUUCUUGGACAAGUAUUUGGAAGACAGCAGCUGGGUGGCUGGUGACAACAUGACUCUGGCAGACAUCGGCCUGUGCGUCACCCUGAUCCAGCUCGAGGUUUUCGGGAUGGACUUUGAGCCGUACGCCAACGUGACACGUUGGUAUGAGGCGUGCAAGACCGACGUACCUGGCUUCGAUGAAAUCAACGAGGAGGGCGUCAAGAUCUUCAAAGCAAUCAUCAACAAGUGAAGUAACUUCCCCCAGCGGCACGCACAAAGUAUAGAGCUUUUUUGGUGGUGCAAUUUGAAAUGGCAACAGUUGUGAUGAUUGUUAUUAGAUCAAUAAAACGUACGUAAGUUAUGUAACGGCUGUCCCAGAGUUAAAGUGAAUCCAAAUUGUUUUUUUUCAGUCCAUCAAGAAUGAUAGCAUUAACUUCUUGUGGUCCGCCUUGUCUGCUUGAUAACGUAAAUUGGCACUGCCGUAGAAACAGCAGAUGUGGCCACAGUUGUGGACUAUUUAUGUGCACAGAGUGAAGAGGAAGAAGCUUAAAAGUUCAUUCAAAGAGUACGGCUUAAACCAGAGUGACCAGUAGACCAGUAGAAAAAAGUAGACGGACUCUAGUUCCAGCAUCGGCAAUUCAAGAAAAUAGGACUCACCUACUUUGAGACAGCCUUUCGGAUUUAGUUAUUACACGUCAGGGCGUAGGGCUGGGCGAACGGUUUGAAACCAAAUCGAAUCGAAUAUCGGUCCUUAUUCGAUUUGAUUCGUGUUCAAAUUAGGACGAUUUUUUAAGCAAAUAGUUCGGCCAAUCGAAUCAGCACUGCUUCAUCUUCGAUUUUUCAACCGCAAAACGCCAAUUUUGCCGUUACUAACUCUGAUAAAUUUGGUUCAAAUCUGAGUUUAUUGGAGUUUGAUUGGAGGCGCCUAUUUUUAAUGAGAUUAGAUUCGUUUUGAAAAAUUCGGAGCAGAUGUGAUUCGAUUCAAUUUGAGAUGAAAAUCCUUGAUUCGCAGAGCCCUUAUAGGCUUACGAGCACUUAGACUGUACAUUAGGCACCGUGUGAAUAUUACGUCACCACUUAGGGGUAAAGGGGGCGAGAUUCCAUGACCUGUCUUUAUAAAAAGGAAAUGUGAGGUUAAACCGAUGAUGGACGAGAGGGAGGGGGCCAAAAAGAUGCCUAAAGGAGGUGACGUAAUAUUGGCUCGCCACCCUCAUUGUGAAUAUGAAAGGGCCAUGAUAGCGACCAAAAUGUUUACCCAGGAAAGAUGGAUUGUCCAACUUCGAUAAAGGUUUUCCUUUUCGUGAUCAAGGGUUUUUUCUUGAGUCAUCCUUUCACGUAUAGCCCAUACAUAUUGCAGGUGAUGAACUAGUUUUAAUUGGGUGACAAGAUCUUAGCCACUCAAAACUUUGGGGUUAUCAUGACUCUUUCAUAGUGCUGGUUCCUUUCCAACUACGAUAAUUAGUUUUGUGUCGAUCAUAGUGGAAAAAUUGUCUAUGAUAAGUGUAAGAUAAAUGAAUGAAAUAAGAGGCCGGUUUGUAGUGGAGUUUGGGCUAAUAAUCCCGUUAAAUUUUCAAAAAACACUCUCAUUUCAGGAACGUGACAUCACUUCGAAACGAAUGUGAGAAAAUGUUGCGUUCAUUUGAGCAUCGCCACAUUCGUAUGAAUGUAAGUCCGCCACAAAUUAGCCUUUUCACAUUCAAACCAACGUGACGCAAUGCUCAAAGGAACCACAGGUGGCCAAAGAAUGUGACGUCACGUUCGCUUUCACGUGAAGACGGCGGUGUUAGUUUGAGCGUGACGUGAAAGCGAACGUGACGUCACAUUCUUUGGCUACCUGUGGUUCCUUUGAGCAUUGUGUCACGUUGGUUUGAAUGUGAAAAAGCUAAUUUGUGGCGGACUUACAUUCAUACGAAUGUGGCGCAAUGCUCAAAUGAACGCGACAUUUUGUCACAUUCGUUUCGAAGUGAUGUCGCGUUUCUGAAAUGAGUGUGAAGUCUGUGGAAAGAAGGACAAAUGACGCGGCAACUAGGACAAGGUUAGACAUUCAUAUUGGUUCCACCCUUGACGGCGGUGCUGCCGGGACAACAACAGAGAUGGGAUGAGGAAGACUGUGUCGAGGUAGCAUUCUGACGUCAGCAUCGGAACUGGGGCAAUCAGACGAGACGGAGACAGGAAGGGCUCUUUAAAAGAAAUUGGAAGACCGAGCGCACCCAGCAUUUGUUUCCAGCUGCUGAAAAUGUACAUACAAUGACGCUCACGCCA